AUGAAGCUCGUGGUCUUCCUGCUGCUCCUCCAGGUGUUCGGAUCCGCUCACGGCAGGUGUUUUUGUCAGGUCACUGGUGACCUUGAUGACUGCGCCUGCGAUGUGGAGACCCUCGACACUUUCAACAAUGAGCAGCUUUUCCCUAAACUUCAAACUCUCCUGGAGUCGGACUACUUCAGGUUUUACAAGGUGAACCUGAACAAGCCGUGUCCGUUCUGGACAGCCAACAGUCACUGUGGUCUGAAGGACUGUGCUGUGAAGCCCUGCUCUCCUAAUGAGGUCCCCGAGGGGAUCCGAUCCUCCCCCCACAACAAGUAUUCGGCUGAGGCAAAUGAGCAGUUGGAUGAAUGUGAACAGGCGGAGCACCUUGGAGCCGUAGAUAUCUCCUUAAGUGACGAGACUCGAGAGGCUCUGCUGGACUGGAGCAAACACGACGACGAAGCCGAGCGGUUCUGUGUUGUUGACGAUGAGGAGUCUCCGGACUCGCAGUACGUGGACCUGCUGCUGAACCCAGAGCGCUACACGGGCUACAGAGGACCCGAGGCCUGGCAGAUCUGGAACAGCAUCUAUGAGGAGAACUGCUUUAAACCACUCACCGUCAAACGGCCACUUACUCCCAACUCAUUUCAGAGCAGCUCAGGAGGUGAAGCCAGGACCUUCUACAGCUGGCUAGAAGGUCAGUGUGUGGAAAAGAGAGCUUUCUACCGGCUCAUUUCUGGCCUCCAUGCUAGCAUCAACGUCCACCUGAGUGCCAGGUAUCUCCUGGACGAUAGCUGGUUCCAGAGGCAGUGGGGUCACAACGUGUCCGAGUUCAGGCAGCGCUUCGACUCGGAGCUGACGGCCGGCGAGGGACCCAAGAGGCUCCGCAACCUCUACUUCCUGUACCUGAUAGAGCUGCGAGCGCUGGCCAAGUCUCUGCCGUUCUUUCAGCAAAAAUCCUUCCAGUUGUACACGGGCCGGGCCGAGGAGGACCGGAACCACAAGGAGAUGCUGCUGGACAUUCUGCAGCUGGCCAGAUCCUUUCCGCUGCACUUUGAUGAGACGUCUUUGUUUGCAGGAGAUGAAAAGGAAGCCGCAAAACUGAAGGAGGAUGUCAGACUGGCCUUCCUCAACAUCUCCAGAAUCAUGGACUGUGUUGGCUGCUUUAAAUGUCGCGUCUGGGGUAAACUACAGACUCAGGGAUUAGGAACAGCUCUGAAGAUUCUGUUUUCAGAGCGACAGAUUGAAGCUCUACCCAACAAAUCCAGUGAGCAGCGAUCCAGUUUCCAGCUCAGCCGGCAGGAGAUCGUCUCCCUGCUCAAUGCUUUCGGGAGGAUUUCCACGAGCAUCAGAGAGCUGAAAAACUUCAAAUCACUGCUAGCGGAGGAGGGGUGACAGAAGCAUAAAUCAUUUUGAUACAUUUUAUCUUGAAUUUUUGAUUCUGAGCCACAGACUGCAAUUUGAACAACUGCCUUAAUCCUGCUGAAAUAUAAUUUGUACAAUUAAUAGUUUGGAAUGAAGGCAAACCUGCUGGAGGAAUAUUUGUUUUUAGGAAAAAUUAUAAAAUCUGACAUUUGUAAAAAGGUCCUUCACUUCACUUGCCUUGAUGUGUUGUAAUAAAGAAAACUGUUGUAGCCUUAGGAGAGA
Messenger RNA from Nematolebias whitei (Rio pearlfish), 1626 nucleotides. It is a transcript of the gene ero1a, whose product is annotated as endoplasmic reticulum oxidoreductase 1 alpha. The transcript has 15 exons. Lineage: Eukaryota; Metazoa; Chordata; Actinopteri; Cyprinodontiformes; Rivulidae. Gene Ontology annotation, molecular function: FAD binding; protein-disulfide reductase activity; thiol oxidase activity. Gene Ontology annotation, cellular component: endoplasmic reticulum; endoplasmic reticulum membrane. Gene Ontology annotation, biological process: protein folding in endoplasmic reticulum. The coding region runs from base 1 to 1374 and encodes 457 amino acids. The record is from RefSeq and is a predicted model, not a curated record.